Messenger RNA from Lepus europaeus (European hare), 7640 nucleotides. RefSeq names its product listerin E3 ubiquitin protein ligase 1 (gene LTN1). Lineage: Eukaryota; Metazoa; Chordata; Mammalia; Lagomorpha; Leporidae. Gene Ontology annotation, molecular function: zinc ion binding; ubiquitin protein ligase activity; ribosomal large subunit binding. Gene Ontology annotation, cellular component: RQC complex; cytosol. The record is from RefSeq and is a predicted model, not a curated record. Gene Ontology annotation, biological process: rescue of stalled cytosolic ribosome; ribosome-associated ubiquitin-dependent protein catabolic process. The transcript is spliced from 30 exons. The coding region runs from base 70 to 5373 and encodes 1767 amino acids.
GCCGGAAGUUGUGGCCCGGCUGUGUCAACCCAGGAGCUGCGGGCUGGGAGUGCGGCUUCUACCGGCGCCAUGGGCGGGAAGAACAAGCAGCGAACCAAGGGGAACCUGAGGCCUUCAAACAGUGGCCGAGCUGCGGAACUCCUUGCCAAAGAACAGGGAACGGUUCCUGGAUUUAUUGGUUUUGGAACAUCACAUAGUGACCUGGGCUAUGUUCCUGCUAUUCAAGGAGCUGAAGAAAUAGACAGUCUUGUAGAUUCUGAUUUCCGAAUGGUGCUGCGGAAACUGUCUAAGAAAGAUGUCACAACAAAAUUAAAAGCUAUGCAGGAAUUUGGAACCAUGUGUACAGAGAGGGACACAGAAAUAGUAAAAGGAGUGCUUCCGUAUUGGCCAAGAAUUUUCUGCAAAAUUUCACUUGAUCAUGACCGCCGGGUUCGAGAAGCCACGCAACAAGCUUUUGAAAAACUUAUCCUUAAAGUAAAGAAACACUUGGCUCCCUAUUUAAAAAGUUUAAUGGGCUAUUGGCUAAUGGCUCAGUGUGAUACAUAUCCACCAGCUGCGUUUGCUGCAAAAGAUGCAUUUGAAGCUGCUUUCCCGCCAACCAAGCAACCUGAAGCCAUAGCAUUUUGUAAAGAUGAAAUUACAAAUGUGCUGCAAGAUCAUCUUCUAAAGGAAACACCUGAUACACUCAGUGACCCACAGACUGUUCCAGAGGAAGAAAGAGAAGCUAAAUUCUAUCGGGUUGUAACUUGUUCCUUAUUGGCAUUGAAGAAAUUACUUUGCCUCUUACCUGAUAAUGAACUUGAUUCUUUGGAGGAGAAAUUUAAGUCUCUUCUAUCACAGAAUAAAUUUUGGAAGUAUGGAAAACACAGUGUGCCUCAGAUCCGCUCAGCUUAUUUUGAGUUAGUUUCUGCUUUGUGCCAGCACAUUCCACAGUUAAUGAAAGAGGAAGCAUCCAAAGUGAGCCCAUCAGUUCUACUAAGCAUUGAUGACAGUGAUCCCAUUGUCUGUCCAGCACUCUGGGAAGCAGUACUCUAUACAGUUACAACUGUUGAGGACUGUUGGCUUCAUGUUAAUGCAAAAAAAAGUGUGUUUCCCAAGCUAUCAACUAUGAUUCGUGAAGGUGGUCGGGGUUUAGCCACUGUCAUAUAUCCUUAUCUUCUGCCAUUUAUCAGCAAACUUCCUCAGUCCAUUACAGAUCCAAAAGUGGAUUUCUUCAGAAAUUUCCUCACUUCUCUUAUUGCAGGGCUGUCAACAGAGAGAAUCAAAACCAGCAUUUCAGAGUGCUCCGCAGUAAUAUCUGCUUUUUUUGAAUGUUUACGUUUUAUAAUGCAGCAAAACUUAGGUGAGGAAGAGAUUGAACAGAUGCUCGUAAACGAUCAGUUGAUCCCUUUUAUUGAUACGGUUCUCAGAGACCCACUAUUGCAAAAUGGGCAACUAUUUGACUGUUUAGCAGAAACAUUAAGUUCCUGGGAAGCCAAAGCAGACAUGGAAAAAGAUGACCAAACAGCUCAGGACUUGGAAAACGUCCUGCUAAAUUUCUGGGGAAAAUUGUCAGAGAUCUGUGUGGAGAAAAUCAACGAGCCAGAAGCUGAUGUUAAAUCAGUUUUGGGUGUAUCUAACUUACUGCAGGUCCUUCAGAAGCCAAAGAGCUCAAUCAAGUCAAAUAAAAAAAAAAAUGGUAAAGUUAGAUUUUCUGAUGAGACACCUGAACCUGAAAGUAAUAAAGAGAAUGAAAAAUGUGUAUCAUCAGAAGGAGAGAACAGUGAAGGCACUGAAUUAGUGGCUGAGCCUUCUCUCACUCAUAAUUCUUCAGACCUUUUGUCUCCUCUAAGGAAAAAACCUUUGGAAAAUUUAGUCUGUAAACUUGCAGAAAUGAGUAUUAAUUAUGUCAACGAACAAAAGUCAGAGCAGCAUCUAAGGUUUCUUUCUACUCUGCUUGACUCCUUCUCUUCAAGCCAAGUGUUUAGUGUGCUUCUUGGUGAUGAAAACCAGAGUAUUGUCAAAGCCAAACCUGUUGAAAUAACCAAACUUGCACAAAAAAAUCCUGCUGUGAAGUUUUUAUAUGGGAAACUAAUAGGUUGGCUAAAUGAAGAUCAGAAAAAGGAUGCUGGUUUCCUGGUGGACAUUUUGUACAGUGCCCUCCGUUGCUGUGAUAGUGAUAUGGAAAGAAAAGAUGUCUUGGACAAUCUGACUGAGGAGCACCUGCAGUGGAAUUCUCUUCUUCAGGUUAUUGAAAAGGCAUGUUCUAGUUCCGAUAAACAUGCUUUGGUAACUCUUUGGCUAAAAGGUGAUAUCCUUGGAGAGAAAUUGGUAACCUUGGCAGAUGGUCUUUGUAAUAAAAAGGACUUGGAAUCCACUUCAGAAUCUUACUUCUCAGAAAAAUGGACUCUUCUAAGCUUGGUCUUGUCUCAACAUGUUAAAAAUGAUUACUUGAUUGGAGAAGUGUAUGUUGAAAAAAUUAUUGUUAAACUUCAUGAAACUUUAUCCAAAACAAAGAAAUUGUCAGAAGCUGAAAAUAGUGAUUCGUCGGUGUCUUUUAUCUGUGAUGUGGCCUAUAACUAUUUCAGCUCAGCGAAAGGAUGCUUGCUGAUGCCAUCUUCAGAAGAUUUAUUAUUAACACUGUUUCAGUUAUGUGCUCAGAGCAAAGAAAAAACACAUAUACCAGAUUUUCUUAUUAGUAAACUGAAAAAUACUUGGCUCUCUGGCGUAAAUUUAUUGGUCCAUCAUAUUGGCAGUACAUAUAAGCAGAGUACCUUCCUACGUCUGUCUGCUCUGUGGCUGAAGAAUCAAGUUCAGUCUUCAUCUUUGGAUAUCACAAGUCUUCAAGUCCUCUUGUCUGCUGUUGAAGAUUUGCUAAUUACAUUUCUAGAGAGUGAAGAUACUUGUCUUCUGGGAGAUUAUAUUACAAGUGUAAUGCCAGCCAGCAAUGAAUGGGAAAAGAUGAGACAAUCUCUUCCUAUUCAGUGGUUACACAGACCUCUUUUAGAGGGAAGACUGAGUUUGAAUUAUGAGUGUUUCAAGACAGAUUUUAAGGAACAAGAUACAAAGACACUUCCCAGCCAUUUGUGUACUUCAGCAUUAUUGAGCAAAAUGAUCUUAGUUGCAUUGAAAAAGAAAAUAGGCCUUGAAAAUAAUGAGCUUGAGGAAAUAAUUGCAGAACUGCUGUAUUCACUGCAGUGGUGUGAAGAACUAGACAAUCUACCUGAUUUUCUAACUGGGUUUUGUGAAAUGCUUCAAAAAAUGAGUAUUACAUUUGACAACUUAUGUGUAUUUGGUAAUACUUCUGGCCUUUUACAGCUGUUAUUUAACAGGUCCAGAGAAAAUGGCACACUUUGGUCUCUUAUUAUUGCUAAGUUGAUCCUUUCCCGAAGCAUUUCAUCUGAAGAAGUAAAACCAUAUUAUAAGAGAAAAGAAAGUUUUUUCCCACUAACAGAAGGUAAUUUGCAUACCAUUCAAAGUCUGUGUCCGUUUUUGUCAAAAGAAGAUAAAAAAGAAUUCAGCGCUCAAUGUAUCCCUGCUCUUUUGGGCUGGACUAAAGAAGAUCUUUGCAGUAUUGAUGGAGGUUUUGGACAUCUUGCCAUUUUCAAUUCUUGUCUGCAGACCAGAAGCAUAGAUGAUGGAGAGUUAUUACAUGGAAUAUUAAAAAUCAUAAUAUCCUGGAAGAAAGAGCAUGAAGAUAUUUUUCUUUUUAGUUGUAAUCUAUCAGAUGCAAGUCCAGAGGUACUGGGUGUAAAUAUAGAAAUAAUUCGAUUCCUUUCCCUAUUUCUGAAAUACUGCUCAUCUCCUUUGGCAGAGAGCGAAUGGGACUUCAUUAUGUGUUCCAUGUUGGCUUGGUUGGAGACAACAAAUGAGAAUCAGGCAUUGUACUCUCUGCCACUUGUCCAACUAUUUGCCUGCGUCAGCUGUGAUUUGGCCUGCGAUCUCAGUGCUUUUUUUGAUUCCACAACUCUGGAUACCACUGGCAAUCUUCCUGUAAAUCUAAUCAGUGAAUGGAAAGAAUUUUUUUCCCGAGGCAUCCACAGUUUGUUUUUACCUCUUUUGGUGACUGUUACAGAAGAAAACAAAGAUAUGUCUGAAACAUCAUUUCAGAAUGCAAUGUUGAAGCCCAUGUGUGAAACAUUAACAUAUAUCUCAAAGGAUCAACUGUUGAGUCACAAACUUCCUGCAAGAUUGGGUACUAGCCAAAAAACAAACUUACCAGAAUAUCUCCAGACUGUGUUGAAUACUUUGGUCCCAUUACUCCUCUUCAGAGCUAGGCCUGUGCAAAUUGCUGUUUAUCAUAUGUUGUACAAAUUGAUGCCUGAAUUGCCACAGUAUGAUCAAGAUAAUCUAAAAUCAUAUGGAGAUGAAGAAGAAGAACCAGCCUUGUCACCACCAGCAGUGCUGAUGUCUCUUCUUAGCAAAGAAGAGGACUUACUAGAAAAUGUUUUGGGGUGUAUUCCUGUGGGACAGAUAGUUACUAUUAAACCAUUGAGUGAAGACUUUUGUUAUGUCCUGGGAUACCUCCUCACUUGGAAAUUAAUACUUACUUUCUUUAAAGCCGCUUCAUCUCAGCUUCGGGCACUGUACUCAAUGUACCUUCGCAAAACGAAGAGUUUGAAUAAAUUGCUUUAUCACCUGUUCAGACUGAUGCCAGAAAAUCCAAGCUAUGGAGAGACAGCCAUUGAGGUCUCAAAUAAGGACCCUAAGACAUUCUUUACUGAGGAACUCCAGUUGAGCAUUAGAGAAACAGCAACUCUUCCAUACCAUAUUCCACACUUGGCUUGUUCAGUCUAUCAUAUGACAUUAAAAGACUUGCCAGCCAUGGUUAGGCUGUGGUGGAAUAGCAGUGAGAAGCGCGUUUUCAAUAUUGUUGAUAGAUUUACAAGCAAGUAUGUCAGCAAUGUUCUUUCUUUUCAAGAAAUAUCUUCUGUGCAAACAAGUACACAACUAUUUAAUGGUAUGACGGUUAAAGCUCGAGCUGCUACACGAGAAGUGAUGGCUACUUAUACCAUUGAGGACAUUGUCAUUGAACUUAUAAUACAGUUGCCUUCAAAUUAUCCUUUGGGUUCAAUAACAGUGGAAAGUGGGAAAAGAGUAGGUGUGGCUGUUCAGCAGUGGCGGAACUGGAUGUUGCAAUUAAGUACUUACCUCACUCAUCAGAAUGGAAGUAUUAUGGAAGGAUUAGCAUUAUGGAAAAACAAUGUAGACAAGCGUUUUGAGGGUGUGGAAGAUUGCAUGAUCUGUUUCUCAGUCAUUCAUGGCUUCAACUAUUCCCUUCCCAAAAAAGCCUGUAGAACAUGCAAGAAAAAAUUUCAUUCAGCCUGCUUGUACAAAUGGUUUACAUCUAGCAACAAAUCUACUUGUCCUCUCUGCCGUGAGACCUUUUUCUGAGAUGCUUUUCCAUUUGAAGUGAUCCCUGACUUGAACAAGUGAAGGCAUUUGGUUUAGAUCCAUCUGGAAGCAUUGAUGUGAGGAGGCCAGUGAGCAUUAUUUUUAAAUAGGACCUUUCUGAAAAAUUAUUUUGGUUAAUGUAAUGAUCCUAAAAUCAAGUUUACUUAUCUUUAGAUUGCUUUGUAAAUGUUUGGAAAACUUUUCUUUUACAAAAGAAUAUUACAUAUUUGAGAGAAAAUAUUUAUAUUACGGGUUUAAUCUCUUUGUAUAUUUAAUGAAAAAAACCCUAAAUUACAGAAUUGGAAUAUGUGAAAAUACAGCUGUAUUAUACUUAUAAAUCCAUUCAGUUUGUUGUUCUAUGUUCUAGAAUAGUCCAAGUGAGGCAAAAUGAAUUGAGAGAGCUUAAUUACAUCUACCGAUAUUUUAAGACUUAUUUAUUAGUUUUGACAAACAAAUCAGUAGUUACAACCAAAUUGGUAAUAUUCUAAUUUUUUAGAUUAUUUUAAUGAUAAAAAUUACACUAAGCUGUUAAUAUGGCUUAUCUUAAGCUAUUUGAAGCAUGCUGUGAUAUCCUAUGUAAAAGAGUAAACUGAACUUAAAAGGUGCCUCCAUUUAUCAAGGGUCAUGAGAUUCAGAAAAUUCCAAUUCAUUACACCUAUUUUUGCUUGUGGAAGAAUUAUAUCCAUGCAUUAGUGAAAUCUGAAUUGUAAACUUGAAAGUGAAUGUAUUACUCAGCUUGUGUGAGUAUCCAGAGGGUAAGAAUGUGGUAGAAGUAGUAAUUUGAUUAUUUCAUUUAUGAAGCAGAGUGGUAACUAUGCCUCUAUUGAGAGGGAAGAAUAAAUAUUAUUAAAACAUAGAUAUUGAUAGAAAAACAACAUUUAAAAAUGUAGGAGACUUUCAAUUUUGAAAGCAAAUCUUGCUGUUCUUACCAGCCAGAGUUACACUAAAUAAGAGUUUUUUUCAGCCUUUAGAAAUGAAAAAUUAAGGAUUUUAGUACUAAGUAAUAUUCACUAUAAUGGACUGAAGUGUACAAAUAGGUGAAAGCCCAACUUUUGCCACAGCAUGAUUACCAUUAAAAUUGUUCCCCAAACAUAAGAGUAUGAAAGUUUGGAACUUGAAAUAAUUUUAUUGCAGUCUUCCAUUUCAUGGGAAAUUAGUUAGGUUACUUAACAGAUCAUCUAAUCAUCUGUGUUGCAAAUGUUUAAUUGGCAAAAAGCAACUCGUGUUAAAUAAAAUUACUGCUUACCAUCAACUGGGUAGAAUGACUAUUAUUGACAUAGUAUGAAUGUGUUCAGAGGAUUAUAGUUGAGAGUGAAGUAUUAUUAUGUGGGAGUUACAGGUCUCUUGAAUUGUAUGUGCAGAUACAGUGUCCUACCUAGUUCUGCUUGUCUCUUUAAUUUUUCUGCGUAGUAUUUAUUAUCUUCUAGUCUUGAGGCUCAGACUUAGUAAGUGAAAUAUAGAUAAGCAAAAUUCUACUACCUCUUCUUAACCCCUCUCUUUAAAUAAUUCUCUGACUGUAAUCCCAAAGGAUUGUGUUAUUUCCACGUCAAAGUUACGUAUCCUUUAAAAAUUGUUUUGUAAUAAGACAUUGUUUAUACAUGUCCACUACUGGUAUUUCUGGACUCCUAACCCAAACCUAAAGUAGAAAAGGAAAGGGAAUAGUGGAGCAUUUUUUCCAUUAGGGCAUCAUGUUCUUGGUGAAUCACUAUACUGAAGGAUAAUUAAAGAUCUACUCUUCAUACUUAGACUAAAUACAUUUCUUUAUGACUUGUAAGUAUAAUUGUAAAGCUUGUUAUGAUUUACAUGCUAAAGAAAAAGCUUUCCAAGACUGGAAUUCAGACUAUCACAUUAAUUGUUUACAUAGUAUUGAUGACUAAAUAACAACCCCUAAAGCUUUAGUGUAAGGUCAUUUUAAAAUUUCAUGAAACUCAAACUCAUUAGCAAAAUUAUUUAUUUAAAACCCCAAAGUCAAUUGUGAAUUUUAAAAUUUAUUUUUGAUUCUUAUUUAUCACAUGCUCUAAUGUAUGUACAUACGUUUCUGUGGCCUAAAUAAUAUGUUAUGAUUUGGUACAUUUUUGUAGUGUGAGUAAUUAAUGUUAUUAGUUAAUUGUUACACCAUAUGUGCCCAUUAAAAUUCUUUUUAAUUACAAAAUAUUUCAGAUAUACAGAAAAAAUUAAUAUAAAUGCCCUUGUAACUCUUCACAUACUAUUUUGCCAUAUUUGCUUCUGAUUUUUAAAGAAAUAAAAUGUUACUCUUUUGUACUCCU